CAGGUAAAUUUCCACUUUUGUCACUUUCAUACCACACGGAUUCGGAUAAAUUUUGUCUGUUGGGGAAAGCAAGUACCCGAGUGGCUUGUAAUAUUGAUGUUCGCGUCCACGUACCUGAAGACAAGCACAAAGGCAGAAGAUGUCCAAUCAUACUCCGCGAGCGAAGGAGGACAGCAAGCCGGAAACAGCAACAGUCCGUUGUGAUACCAAAACAGACAGCAUACAAAUCUUCGGCAUAAAUCGGUCUAAAAAUCAGUUUGGAGUUCUUCUACCAGCAAACUUAACAAGAAAGCAGAUUGGAUUUGUUUUAGUUAUCUUAUAUUGUGGCUUUUUUGUGUGUCUGCAGAACCCUCAAGAUGCAUUUUUGGCAGUUUUGUGUAUCAUCAGCAUUGCUGGGAUUUUAGUAGCUUUGUACUUUUUGUACGAUUACGCAAACGAUAGACUUAAGUUUUCUGGAAAAGAAAAAGAAAAAGAAAAAGGACAAGACCUUGAAAAACAAACAGAAGCUACCGUGUCUAUCAAAGAAGACGAAAGAAACGAUAGACUUAAGUUUUCUGGAAAGGCAAAAGAGAAAGGACAAGAUGUUGCAAAACAAACAGAAGCUACCGGGUCUACCAAAGAAGACGAAACAAAUGUGCCAGGAACCAAACUUGAUGAUGACCUAGAGUUGGGAGUUAGCACCGGGAUUUCUUACCGUGAUCGUUCACGUCGUACUCCAGCGGGAGAGGGUGGAAAGGCCCGAAAGGAUGAACAUGACUUCGUGGAGUACGCCAUGUUCAUCAGUGCGAAAAUCAGCUUUGGAGGGAAGGAACUCGCCAGACUGUUGGGUCUGACUGCAUAUGAAAUCGAAUACAUAUGGGACAAACAUUCCGACAUCCGGUCGAAGUGUUUUGACAUGUUGCUUCGAUGGCGCAAUCGUAAGGGAGAUGCAGCCACCAUGCAGGUCCUAAUGAAGGCUCUGGCUAAAGCUGGACCUUUUGACGCUGUGGAUGAUUUAAAGUCUAAAUUCCCAGAAUUAAAGGACAUCGACGUCUCCGACUCAGACUCCGACUGAUCUACGCAAGAGGCCAGGGUCAACAUUUGCAGUACCGUAGGAACAUUCAACUUUGGGGUUGGCAUGACUACGUAGAAAUAUGAUAUUCAUAUACGUGGAGCCUGGGGACAUUUUUUUCGAAUGCAUAGCAAAUAUUGGAGAAAAUGAUUGCAACCGUUACAUUUGCAAGUUGGCUACUUUAUUUGUAAAGCGUAUUCUCGGUGCCUGUUUCUUAGAAAACACGUGCACAUAUGUUGCAGAUGACAAAAAUUAUGGCUUUUAGUUUUGAAUUGUUGUAUCUAUCAUAUGUAAAACUAUUGUGUGAUUCAUCUUUCAUUAGCUUGAAUUGAUAACAAAUAUAUAAAACAAUUACAUUUGUUGUGUGGAAAUGUGUGUAAUACAUCUACGUGUUGUGUGUGAAACAAGUGUACUGAAUAUUAUUUCUUGGCCUGUAAACAAUAAAUACUUCAAGCGUACUUGUA
Molecule: messenger RNA, 1515 nt
Organism: Branchiostoma floridae (Florida lancelet)
Lineage: Eukaryota; Metazoa; Chordata; Leptocardii; Amphioxiformes; Branchiostomatidae
Exons: 4
Coding region: 140-1054 (304 amino acids)
Biological process (GO): positive regulation of extrinsic apoptotic signaling pathway; TRAIL-activated apoptotic signaling pathway
Cellular component (GO): cytoplasm; CD95 death-inducing signaling complex
Molecular function (GO): caspase binding; death receptor binding
Source: RefSeq, a predicted model, not a curated record